Aphidius gifuensis is the source of this 1790-nucleotide messenger RNA. RefSeq lists its product as uncharacterized. The transcript has 6 exons. Lineage: Eukaryota; Metazoa; Arthropoda; Insecta; Hymenoptera; Braconidae. Bases 16 to 1524 code for a protein of 502 amino acids. The record is from RefSeq and is a predicted model, not a curated record.
UGUUAUUUGGCGAAAAUGAUUGUUCCAAUUUCCUCCGAUUUUGUAAAAUCGAGGACAUUCAGAAAAAAUUGGAAAAAGGAGAAAAGAAAUUUCCCCGAGGAAAUUCUAAACACAUUGCAGAUCAAAAUGAAAUUGAUCAUAGGAAUCGUCCUCUCUGCGCUGGUAGGUUCAAUGGUUUGCGAUGAUAAUAUCGAUAUAUCAAGUGCCUUUAUGGAGGUUGCUGAUACAUUUUUCUCUGACACAUUACCAAGACAUGAGAAAUUCCAAGAUACUUCAACUGAUGACAAGUCUUUCAGUGGUGUUUUGGGUCAAGCUAUAUCUGGUUUGGGAAAUUUAUUGGUAAGUGAAUCGAUCAAUCAGCAAGGGAAAAAUGAUGGUCAAAGUAGCAUUGACCUUACAAUGUUUGCACCGUUUAUGCAAUUACUUGCAUCCUCUUCAAUGGCUGCUUCAAAUCAUAUGAAAAAGAUGCCCAGCGAUCAAAAAUCGAAUACACCAGCUAUUGAUUUUGAAAGCUUUAUGAGUAUGGCAAAUAUGUUCAUUGGCUUUAAAACUGACAAAAUAGAAAGUAUCAUGGAUUUAUUGCCGAUAUUGUUACAACGUAUGAACAGUGGAGGUUUAUUCAAAGAAAAAUUAGAGGAUCAUGCCUACUCAUCUGGUUCAUGGUACUUGCCACCAGUUAUCGAAAAUCUAUACAUUGUAUGGGAACACUUGAGAAAUUCUGAAUUCGGGCGAACUUUAUGGGAAAAUAGUGGUCUUGCCUACAUCGUAAAUUCUAUGAAAGAACCAGACGGCCACAUCAAAUACGAGUUGAUUCUUGAAAGUUUUGAAAACCCCAGUGCGCGUAGACGAUGGAUAAAAUCGCUGACGACUUUUGUUGCCAACUGGAUUUCUCACAUCUCUGACCCAGCGAUUCAGCAACGCUACCUUACUACUGCACAAUUUGUCGGAAAUAGUUUUCUUAACUCACAGGGGUUCCCUCAAACUACAUUUUUUGAUGCUUCGCAACCAGCUGAAAGUUUAACCCGAAUAAUCAACGCUGCAGCAACAAAAUACCUUGAUGUUAAUUUGGAUAGCAGCAAGUAUAUUAAGCCGGCUAUUUCAUACAUACAAGAUUUAAUAAAAUUGGCAUCUAAGCAAGGUUUUAUAAUGUCUCGUGUGAAUGCUAAUGAAUUGAGCUCUCGCCUUAGCAAUACUAUAAACAAUGACAUUGUCUCUCCACUUUUGAAGACAUAUCGAGCUUACAAGUGGGCAGUAAAAGAACCACACUGUUCGACUCACAUUCUUUGUGUUAUUAAUGAAAGAGCCGCCCAUGAUAAUUCUUUAUCACUUCAAAACGGUCUCAUAAAAAUCUCAAGUUUUUCAGCUGCUUUGGCUAUAAGUCAUAACACAGGCAUUAGCUUGAGAACGCUGUACAAUGCUAUUCAAGCGAACUCAAACUGCUAUAUAAAGUAUCCAGCUGAUUGUAGUGGCUUCCAUAUGGAAGAAGUUCGAGUUACCACCGAAGCUACUCAUAGUGAAUUAUAAAAGUGAUAAUAAUGAGAAGAGCGAUACAAAUUUCAGAAACUAUAAUUUGUGUGUGUAAAUGCACGACCAAAUACAAAUGCAUUAUUUUCAAUUACUACAAUCACGUUUAUUAUAAAUACAUUGUAUUUGUUCUGCUAGAAAAAUUUGAUUCACUUUAUAUGUAUGUGCGCGUCAAACAAAAUGUUCUGAAGACAAUAAACACUUUUGUUAGAAUCCUGACAAUUUUUAUAACAAUUAAAAAUAAAGUUUCUUAUUCACAAAAAAAA